UAAUAUUCUAGUUUUCAUCUAACCUUGCAACACCUUUAUCUGAACGUGUUUUCCAAUUUGAUAUGGAAGAAGGGAACACAAAGAAAGGGUUGGAAGGAACCGGCUUAGUUUUAUCCAUCAACCGUCACUCUAACUUGAAAUCUGCUUCCUCCGAUGAUAAUUUCACUCAAAUCAUCACAAACAUCAAAUCCUCCAAAACUCCCGCUGUUAUCAAUUAUGGCGCUUCAUGGUGUGGCGUUUGCAGUCAAAUUCUGCCUGCAUUCUGUAGACUGAGCAACAAAUUCCCAAAGCUUUCAUUUAUAUACGCAGAUAUUGAUGAAUGUCCGGAAACAACUCAACAGAUUCGAUACACUCCAACCUUCCAGUUUUUUCGAAAUGGUGAAAAGGUUGAUGAGAUGUAUGGUACCGGAGAAGAGAGGCUGCAUGAUCGCUUGUGGUUGCACUCCUGAAGACAUGUUUGAUUUAGACAUUAUGUUUGCAAUUUCCUAUCAUUAACAAUUCAAUGUAUUUCAUGUUGAAUCCUAAUUAUUGAAUGACACCAUUGGAAACAUAGGAAAACUUGUAAACAAUUUAAUUUUUUUUUUGA
Messenger RNA from Medicago truncatula (barrel medic), 586 nucleotides. The record is from RefSeq and is a predicted model, not a curated record. NCBI's taxonomy places the organism in Eukaryota, Viridiplantae, Streptophyta, Magnoliopsida, Fabales, Fabaceae.